Ipomoea triloba (trilobed morning glory) is the source of this 1690-nucleotide messenger RNA. RefSeq names its product probable cytokinin riboside 5'-monophosphate phosphoribohydrolase LOGL10. Gene Ontology annotation, cellular component: nucleus; cytosol. Gene Ontology annotation, molecular function: hydrolase activity, hydrolyzing N-glycosyl compounds. Gene Ontology annotation, biological process: cytokinin biosynthetic process. The transcript is spliced from 7 exons. The record is from RefSeq and is a predicted model, not a curated record. Lineage: Eukaryota; Viridiplantae; Streptophyta; Magnoliopsida; Solanales; Convolvulaceae. The coding region runs from base 818 to 1531 and encodes 237 amino acids.
UGUUGGGUUGCCCCAUGCUUGAAGUUGUUGAGUAUAGUUUGAAUCGAGUGAGAUGUGAAUUGGGGUUAGGCUUAGGCUGAGCCUGAGCUGAGAUUGGAUGUGACUAUGACAACUGAGUUUUUCUUAUGGUUAAAAUUGGGUUGUAUUCAUAUCAUGCCUCCCUUUCAAUGGGAUAACUUCAUUUUGUGUGGGGGAGUGUGCAGGCAAGGUACAAUCAAUGUUGUGGAGCUUAUAGCACCAAGAAUGAAUUUUUGCUUUUUCUUUGGUGGUGGGGUGUGUUAAUGAUGAAUGAAUAUGUGGAUGGGGAGUAAAGGAAAGUUAAGUGUUGGUUAUGGGCUUUUCUUUUACAUUUCCCAAUUCCCAGUAUUCCAUUUUUUUUUUCCCAGAAAUAUUAGAAAUUUCACAUCUUGUCAUGUAUGAGAGGGACAUGGGACCAUUUCUUGAUAACAUUGUAUAGUUUAUUAGACAGUUUGUAUCAUUGCGUUAUACUAAUCCCUUCUAAGGUGUCUGGUUAGAGUGCUACUGCGGAUGAUUUGCUCCCGAAGGAGGUAAAUAGUGUGUGCUUGUGAGAGAUGGGCUGUAGAUUUGUUGAUCCAUGCUGGGCCUUUUACUAACACUAGAAGCUACAUGUUUAACCAGACAAUAUAGAUUGUCCAUGACAAAUGAGUAUAUAGCAUCAAAAAGUAGUUUGGCUUUUGUUCGUUUAAAGUACACAGCCUUCACAUCUCUCUUGUUCUUGUUUCCCCCACCAUUCUUUAUCCACCCCCAAUACAAAUAAGCAAAAAUAGAAAGAAAAAAAAAAUUCUUUGCUUGAAGAAUGGGGGGAGAACCGGGAGAUGAUCAGGCAUCUAACAGCGAUGAAAAGAAACGAAGGUUUAAGAGAAUUUGUGUUUUCUGUGGUAGUAGGACUGGUUAUAGAUCGUCGUUCAGUGAUGCAACUCUUCAGCUUGGUAAAGAACUGGUUGAACGAAAGAUUGACCUGGUUUACGGUGGAGGAAGCGUUGGCUUGAUGGGUUUAGUCUCUAAAACCGUCUUUGAUGGAGGGUGUCAUGUUCUAGGAGUAAUCCCUAAGGCCCUCUUGCCGCAUGAGAUAUCUGGAGAAACCGUGGGAGAUCUAAAAGUAGUGACAGACAUGCACCAGAGAAAGUCAGAAAUGGAGAGAAACGCUGAUGCUUUCAUCGCACUUCCUGGUGGUUAUGGGACCAUGGAGGAAUUGCUCGAAGUGAUAACCUGGUCUCAAUUGGGAAUCCAUGAAAAGCCCGUUGGGCUGUUAAACGUCGAUGGCUACUAUGAUGGGCUGCUUGCAUUGUUCGACAAGGGAGUGGAGGAAGGCUUCAUCAACGAUUCAGCAAGAAACAUAGUGGUCUUAGGCGACACAGCCAAGGACUUAAUCACGAAAAUGGAGGAGUAUGCGCCGGGUCACGACAGAGUUGCAACCAGACAAAGCUGGGAAGUGGACCAAUUAUUAGAGUCUACUUCAAGUGGGGAAAACCAUGGUAUCUUAGAUGAUGAUCAAGAUCAGCCUAUAUGAUUAUGGUUGUUGCUUAUAAUUAUGUUGUGUUUUUUUUGUUGUUGUUGUAGUUGUUCCAUUUUAAUCAGAAUGAAAGGGACUGGAUAGCCUAGCCAGUCCUUGUCUCUCUACUGUUGGUUGAUAUACAAACACAUGUGUGAAAACUUCACUCCCUCAUCA